AUGACCCUGCACGAAUUCGGUAAUCCCGCGGAGAUGGGACUUGGGUUCGUCAGCGUUAGGGCAACACUUGUUGACCGGCAAAUCAACCCUGUGCCACCCUCAGAUGGACCAGGAACCCAGAUGCUCGACGCAGCGCGUCGCGGCAUUGAACGAUGGGGGCUAAACGGCGAAUUGCAGCCUCCCACGAGUCCCAAGCCCCCUCUGCGAGAAAUGCCCUUGGGCCUGGGUAUUCCUAAGCAGGUUUCCAAGUACGACCCGGACAAGAAAAUCGGAGUGACAAGAGUACCGGGCGAGCCGCUUGGACCGGCCAAGAAGUGCAGGCCAUGCAAGCGAAAAAGGCAACUGGGCUGUUGUCCCAGCGUAGGCAAGACUACGCAACCGUCGAAGCCGUCGAAGCCGUCGAAGCCAUCAAAGAGCAAGUUCUCGUUUCCAAAGGGCAAAACACGCCGGGUGACCGCUGCGUCCGCGAAGACAGCUGCUAUCGGUUUAUUAGCGCCGUAUGCGCGGGAUGUUUAUGAAGAAAUCAAGACGUGGCCGGUAGUCGGAUAUCUUCUGCAAGGAUUUGACGAUGCGGUGGAAUCCCUUCAGGUCGCUAUUGGAGGUCCAGGGCGGGACGACAUUGACGGAAAUGACCUGAAAGCAAGCUUGAUUUGUUGGCUGAAAGGAGGAGAGGCCAAAGAAAUUAUUGCUGGGAGGCCGAAUCAUAUAUGUACCCCCUGGGAUAAGAGAUUCGACGAGAGAUUUGAAGAAUUGUUGAAGCAAGGCAAACUUGAUGAGGACGUGCAGUUGUGUCAAGGGUACGAGACGCAUCACAAUCCUUACAAGGCAGUUGAGGACUGGUUCAAAGACAGGUGCAAGGCGCUGUUUGCUUCGAGCGCAUAUUCGAGGUGGACGUUGGAGAAAUGGAGCAAGGGCCUUGACAAGAUACUGGAGUUUUGUUAUAGUGUUCACGACUACGAGCCGGCCGAUGACGACGUACGGCAAAAGAUAGAAAAGGGCUGCACCGCCUUUCAAGCCAAGGUAGAUGAAAUUGAGGGCAAGGCCGCGAAAAAAACCAUCAAGAAACCGGCCGUGGGUAUCGGGCUCCCAACUUUCAAAAGAGACGGCUGCACUUGCAAUGCCAGCAAGUUGCAGUCAUUCGACACCCGCUGCGGGCGAUAUUGUCGGCUCAUAUACAAGCUCGGCUAUAAUGUCCUUGUCUAA
Molecule: messenger RNA, 1203 nt
Organism: Beauveria bassiana ARSEF 2860
Lineage: Eukaryota; Fungi; Ascomycota; Sordariomycetes; Hypocreales; Cordycipitaceae
Exons: 3
Coding region: 1-1203 (400 amino acids)
Source: RefSeq, a predicted model, not a curated record